Molecule: messenger RNA, 1019 nt
Organism: Cotesia glomerata
Lineage: Eukaryota; Metazoa; Arthropoda; Insecta; Hymenoptera; Braconidae
Gene: slmo
Product: protein slowmo
Exons: 5
Coding region: 180-872 (230 amino acids)
Biological process (GO): phospholipid transport
Cellular component (GO): mitochondrial intermembrane space
Molecular function (GO): phosphatidic acid transfer activity
Source: RefSeq, a predicted model, not a curated record
AUGAAAUUUAUUUUUGCUCGCUCUCAUUCACACACAUCGUGUUCUCAUCACCUUUCAUCCUUCACUUAUAAUAUUCAUUUUUUAAUAAUAUAAAUAGUGCUAACAAAGUGUGUGUUGACAUAUUAACAAUAACUGUAUUAAUUUCUGUGUUUGAUAUUAAUUUUUUAUAAAUCAUAAUAAUGAAGAUCUGGACAAUUGAACAUACUUUCAAUCACCCAUGGGAAACAGUUGUAGCAGCAGCGUUAAAAAAAUACCCGAAUCCUUUGAAUGAAGCUGUUCUCGGGACCGAUAUUAUUGAUAGGAAAAUCAUCAAUGGAACUCUAUAUACACACAGACUAGUUGUCAGUGAAUUUAAAUUUCCUAGAACUGCACAAGCGAUUCUUGGUCAAGUAAAAACUCAUUAUGCAAGUGAACGAAGUGAGGUUAAUCCUGCCACCCGGGAAAUGGUACUCAGAACGAGAAAUUUGUCUUUCAGUAACUACAUAGACGUCGGAGAAACGUUACGUUACAUGCCCCAUCCCCAAGAUAAAAAUAAAACUCUUCUGAAACAAGAGGCCAUCGUUACUGUACAGGGAGCGCCUCUUGCUUCAUACAUGGAGGAUCUUUUGACCAAAAGAAUUUCUUUCAAUGCUGGCAUGGGACGACAAGCUGUUGAAUGGGUGAUCAAGCUUGAUAUGGAAAUGAAAGACCUCGCUAACACUGCAGUUAAGUCUACUGAUGAAUUGCUGUCGCAAACACGUCGUCAGAUAGAUGACAUAACGAUUAAAACUAAACGUGGCAUGGAUGAUCUUCAGCACGCUGCCAAAAAAUCACUGGACGAAAUUCACACUCUUACGGCGCCACCGUCGCCGCAAUCUAUGCCUAAAUUAUAGCUAAGAUUACGAACUAGUUUUAAUUUAUUUAAUUGACGAUUCGAUUUUUCAUUUCAUGCUUUAUCUGCUAUAUUUAUUAUUUCUAUACGGUAUCAAGUGAUUGCUAAAUUCUUUAUAGAUUUUUAAAAGUAUGAAUAAUAUUAAUUU